Messenger RNA from Xenia sp. Carnegie-2017, 1098 nucleotides. RefSeq names its product clumping factor B-like. The record is from RefSeq and is a predicted model, not a curated record. The coding region runs from base 1 to 1098 and encodes 365 amino acids. NCBI's taxonomy places the organism in Eukaryota, Metazoa, Cnidaria, Anthozoa, Malacalcyonacea, Xeniidae. Gene Ontology annotation, molecular function: nucleic acid binding; zinc ion binding. The transcript has a single exon.
AUGAAAAUAACGGCCAAUAUUCCGGCUCGUCUGCGCAUCGCAGGACACUGGUGCGUCGUAAAGUACAGUGGGCAAAAGCCAGUGUGCUUUAAGUGCCACAAGGAAGGGCAUGUCAUUGCUGACUGCCCGACCUUCCAACGCAACAACAAUAACAUUGCUGCUACAACCAGUAGCACUAAUCAUAAUAAUGAUACCGACAUUUCGGUACCUGUUGCUCCUUCGCAGUCGCUGGUUUCCUACGCGGCGGCUGUGGGGAGCAAUCUUCCAACACAUACUCCCUCCGAGAGUGCCGAUGGGUCAUCCACCCCAUUAACUAAUCCCAACCAGUCAGCUCCUGACUGCGCUUCCGGUGCUCCGGUCUCUUCUGCCCCUUCUGGGCGGGGUAGCAUUGCUGACAAAGAUACUUCCCCAGUACCACCUACCAGCCCGAUUCGACGACGUGGGAAACGACGCCAUCCUCCCACCCAUUCGCCACAACCGGAGGAGAAACGAGCUGCGCCCGACGACGUAGAAGUUGAUAUUAUCAAUACGGCACCUGAUCCCGUAGAUGAAGAAUACCCAUGGUCGCAGAUCUCAGCUGACCAUUCCAUCACUGAACUCGCGAGUAUGACCCCGGCACACGAGGACGCAGACUCCCGACCAGAGACAGUGCCACUUCCCCAUGACACUGAUGACGAUGACGACGACGAUGACAAUAAUGAAACGGAUAUGGACAACGACAAUAAUCAGACGACGGACGAGGACGGUGAUAAUAAGACAGAAAACGGACAAUGCGAAAUAGACGAAAAUAACGAAGAUGAUGAUGAAAAUGAUGAUACACGGGACUCGGAGGAAGACCUGAUGGACCCCGACGACUACCUAGACCCCUAUGACGAUAGAUAUCCGAGUGAUGACAAUGCUUCCUUUGCCACUGUGUCGGAGGCGGAGUUGCCAAGCUCCCCUGCUCCUCAGAUGGUGAGCCUCUCCAUAUCCACGACAGAUGCAACUUCACGGCUAAAGACACAGGAUGAGCCUGCAGUUGCUGUGGCACACGAUGCAGACGCACUUUUCAAACUGGCGGCGGUGCUUCCCACCCGGGGGGGCUCUCCCUCCUCUUAA